GCCACUGGGCUGUAAACGAGCUGCCAGUCUGCGUCUGCGAGGCCCUGCUGCACAUCCAGCACCGAGGAGACACACGGGAAGCGCUGGCAUCCUCCUGCAGCGGCCGCUUCGCUGGUUUUUAUUCCCGGCUGCAGCUCUGAUGCGGCGUCGCUGGUUUCUGCGGAUGGAAGAAGAAGAAGCAGGUGCGGCGAUGCUGCAGGGAUUGUCUCUCUGAGCACAUUCGCUUCUCGGGGGCAGGAGGCGCCGCCGCUGUGUGUGUUUGUGUGUUUGCUCAUCAUCACAAUCUCCGGCUCAGAAACAAGUUGAGCAGCAUCGAUGCUCCGCGCAGGAAGGAUGGAGGAGUUUGUCACGGAGGAAGAGGAGCCUUGGUACGACCAGAGGGACCUGGAGCAAGACCUACAUUUGGCUGCAGAGCUCGGCAAGACUCUCCUAGAACGAAACAAAGAGCUGGAGGACUCACUGCAGCAGAUGUACAUCAACAAUGAGGAACAAGUGCAAGAGAUUGAGUACCUGUCCAAGCAGCUGGAAAUGUUGAGGGAGAUGAACGAGCAGCAUGCAAAGGUGUACGAACAGCUGGAUGUGACUGCCAGAGAGCUGGAAAUCACCAACGAGAAGCUGGUGCUGGAGAGCAAAGCCUCACAGCAGAAAAUAGACAGGUUGACUGGCACCAUGGAGACGUUGCACGGUCAGGUGGACAGUCUCACGACUCGGGUCGAGGAGCUCAGGACUCUGGAGGAGUUGAGGGUCCACAGGGAGAAGAAGGAACGUCGAAAGACUGUCCACUCCUUCCCCUGCCUCAAGGAGCUCUGCACUGCGCCCAGGUAUGAGGAUGGUUUCCUGCUGGCCAAUCCGGGUAGUGUAGACCUGGCUGAGAGACGACCACUGGAUGAGGAAAAUGACCGCCUGAGGGACAUCGUUUCAUCGCUGCACUCAGCCAUGGCCACAGAGCGGUCGAAGCGGGAGGGCGCUGAGCGGGAAUGUGCCGCCGUGCUGCAGGAGUUCGAGCGUCUGGAACAGCGUCUGUUAGGUGCUGAGGGCUGCCAGCUGCGGGUUCAGGAGCUCGAAGCUGAGCUCCAUGAGAUGCAACAGCUCAGGAAGUCCAGGAUGUGUCUGAUCGGAGACAUGGAAGUUGGCCUGGAGACGCUGCUCACUAAUGGCCCUGAGACGGACACCCCAGAGGAGGUGGCGGGUCUGGAGGAGGGAGGUGAAGGAGGAGAGGCUGGAGGAGCUGGCCAGCAAGGAGGCCCAGUGAGGAAGAGCUGCAGCGACACCGCUCUGAAUGCCAUCUCGGCCCGCGAUGCCUCGGGCAGACGGCAGGGCAGCUACGCCCUCCAUGCCAACGGAGUUCGCAAACGGGGCAUGUCCAUCCUGCGGGAGGUUGACGAGCAGUACCACGCCCUGCUGGAGAAGUACGAGGAGCUGCUGGGCAAGUGCCGGCGUCACGAGGAGAGUUUGUGCCACGCCGGGGUGCAGACCUCCAGGCCCGUCUCCAGAGACCCCUCCAUGAAGGAGUACUGCAUGGCUGCUGCUGGACCUUCUACCUCCGGGGCCGUGGCCACUCCUCCAACACCCCCCCAGACUCCCUCCACCCCGGAGGCCCUGGAGGGGAUCAGCAGGCAGGUGGAGCAGGUAGACAAACGGCUGAGCCAGAACACACCCGAAUACAAGGCUUUGUUCAAAGAAAUCUUCUCCCGACUGCAGAAGACCAAGAGCGACAUGAACUCCACUAAGAGCAGAAAAACUCACAAAUGAGCCAGAGCUACUGAAACUACACAACCUGAAAACAGUUUCACAAGACUGAUUUAUCUUAAUUUACCUCACUGUUUUCCAAAACUUCUUAUUUAACUCUUGCCCCAUCUUAACUUUAAGGGUGGAUGCCUGAAGUCAUGCAGUUGGUGGUGGAUGCCUGUUUUGCCCUCUUGGAAGGAAGCUGUGGGCGGAUUAAUAUGAAACUGCCAAAUGUUUCACCACACUGAGGGGAGAUGGUGUGGAUGAAAUGCCUUUACUGAGUGACUGUAACUGACGAAUAAUCAGAGCGGAAGGUUUGUCGCCAUGUAGUGUUUGUAACUGAGAUGUACUGAUGCAGGAAUUAACUGUUGUUUAAUUUGUAUUUAUGCGAAACACUGAUUAAGCCAAAUAAGUAAUCUAAAAAAAAAAAAAAAAAAAAAAACAGCAAAUCUUUCAUUGGCUUUGAAACUGAAAACAUUUGAAGCAUGUAUCUGUUGAAGUAACGCUAAAUGCAAAGUGUGUCUUUAAAAGCAGGUAAAAAAAUAAAGCACACAAGCUUCUAAACAGCUUGAGGUGAUAUUUAGACUGUUUCUGAAUCGUUGGAUGGCACAAAUCUUUUCUGACAGCUGCCGAAGAUUACUGUGUGUAAGUGCUAGAUGAUUUGUGUGUCGCAUGGUUGCGUUGGUCACCAGUGAAUAGGUGCCAACGUCUCCGUGGUAGUGUGGGUUUAAGGCUCUGUGGGACUGAAUGAUCUGCAUUUCAGUUUCAAGGAUUUGUUUGAUCUUUGCAUACAUGAUGAAAUAAUCAGUUCUACACUGUGGUGUCACAUCGUCAAAGUUGUUCAUGUAGUAUUUAAAUGCUUUCUGUUGAUUAAAAUGACAAACCUAUCAA
Messenger RNA from Amphiprion ocellaris (clown anemonefish), 2619 nucleotides. It is a transcript of the gene cdr2l, whose product is annotated as cerebellar degeneration-related protein 2-like. Bases 316 to 1752 code for a protein of 478 amino acids. The record is from RefSeq and is a predicted model, not a curated record. The transcript is spliced from 5 exons. NCBI's taxonomy places the organism in Eukaryota, Metazoa, Chordata, Actinopteri, Pomacentridae.